AUGGCCCUGCCCAACCCCUACCCAACUCCAAGCCUCCCAGAAGUCUUAGCACCUCCUGAGUCCCCCCAGGAGACUCUGGAUCCAACUGAGAGUCCAAGGUCCUGGGAGGAGCAGUCAUCGCCUUCCAGAGACCUUCAGGAAGAGACCCACAAAACACAGGAACCAGAGCUUUCCAUAGAACCCCUGGGCGAGCUGCCGCAGCAGGAACUGCCCCCAGAGGAGCCACUGCCAAAGGAUGCAGAUGCUGAGGCGCCCCCCAGCAUGCACAUACUCUAUGUGACCCACCUGAACCCCCAGUUCUCUGUGCCGGUACUCACCUGCCUGCUACGAGACACCCUGGAGCGGCUUGAGGUGCCUGUGGAGAGGGAACACAUCCAGGUGGUGAAGAGAUCCCGGAAGGCCUAUGCUGUGGUGCAGGUGGCCACCCCCAAGGCCACCCUGGCCUCCCUCCCCUUACGCCUGCAGAUGGCUUCAGAGGCACACUUGAUCCUCAAGGAGCUGACAGCCCACGGGAAGGAGCUGCUGGUGAGUGAGUGCCAGAAGUCCUUGGACCACAGAGAGGAGGCACGCGGCAGCAGCCGAAGCCUGGGCCCCAGAGCGUGCGCUCACCCAGUGAGGCAGUUGGUCCCACCGUCCAGCUGGUCCGGGGCCUCUCAGGGGCUAUGGAACGGUCCCCACCCGCCCAGCGGCACACGCUCCGACAGUGCCAUCGUGAGUCAGGAGAUCGUGGGCCGGGAAAGGCUCUUCCAGGGCGCCUUCCUGGGUAACGAGACGCGAAACGUGGAGUUCAAACGCGGUGGCGGCGAGUACCUGAACCUGGCGCUCAAGCACCACGUGCGGCGCUACGUGUGUGCCUUCCUCAACAGCGAGGGCGGCUACCUGUUCGUGGGCGUCGAGGACAGUGGCCUGGUGCAGGGUAUCCGCUGCAGCCACCACGAGGAGGACCGCGUGCGCCUGCUGGUGGACUCCAUCCUGCAAUGCUUCAAGCCCCAGGUCUUCCCCGACGCCUACACCCUGACUUUCAUCCCUGUGGUCAGCACCGAUGCCACUGGCCACCCCCUCAAGGUGAUCCGUCUGUGCGUGCACCCGCCCAAGGUCCAGAGCGAGCCGCAGCUCUACGAGACCGACCAGGGGGAAGUGUAUCUGCGGCGCGACGGCAGCAUCCAGGGCCCGCUGACCAGCAGUGCCAUCCAGGAGUGGUGCCAGCAGAAAUGGAGAGUGGAAGUGGGCAAGCUGGAGGAGAAGGUGAAGGUGCUAACGGUGGAGAGGGAACAGCUCCAGCAGCAACUCCAGCAGUCACGGCUAACCUCCUGCACUUGCUGUGUCCUGUGA
Chrysochloris asiatica (Cape golden mole) is the source of this 1332-nucleotide messenger RNA. It is a transcript of the gene SLFNL1, whose product is annotated as schlafen-like 1. The record is from RefSeq and is a predicted model, not a curated record. The transcript is spliced from 4 exons. NCBI's taxonomy places the organism in Eukaryota, Metazoa, Chordata, Mammalia, Afrosoricida, Chrysochloridae. The coding region runs from base 1 to 1332 and encodes 443 amino acids.